Messenger RNA from Toxotes jaculatrix (banded archerfish), 2229 nucleotides. RefSeq names its product tripartite motif-containing protein 16-like. The record is from RefSeq and is a predicted model, not a curated record. Gene Ontology annotation, molecular function: protein binding; zinc ion binding. The coding region runs from base 34 to 1716 and encodes 560 amino acids. The transcript has a single exon. NCBI's taxonomy places the organism in Eukaryota, Metazoa, Chordata, Actinopteri, Toxotidae.
AAACUCAGACAGUCGUUGUCACUGAGAGGUGAAAUGGCGAAGAGAGGAGUUCAACUGUACCAGGAAACUUUCUCUUGUCCCAUCUGUCUGGAUCUACUGAAGGAUCCGGUGACUAUUCCCUGUGGACACAGCUACUGCAUGAGCUGUAUUAAAAGACACUGGGAUGAAGAGGAUAGAAGGAAAAUCCACAGCUGUCCUCAGUGUAGGAAGGUCUUCAGACCGAGACCUGACCUGGUGAAAAACACCAUGUUGGCAGAUUUAGUGGAGGAGCUGAAGAAGACUGGACUCCAAGCUGCUCCUGCUGAUCACUGCUAUGCUGGACCUGAAGAUGUGGCCUGUGAUUUCUGCACUGGGAGGAAACUGAAAGCUGUCAGAUCCUGUUUGGUGUGUCUGGUCUCUUACUGUGAGAAACACCUCCAGCCUCACUAUGAAUCCCUGGCCUUUAAAAAACACAAGCUGGUGGAGCCCUCUGAGAAGCUCCAGGAGAACAUCUGCUCUCGUCAUGAUGAGGUGAUGAAGAUGUUCUGCCGCACUGAUCAGCAGUGUAUCUGUUAUCUCUGCUCUUUGAAUGAACAUAAAGGCCACGACACAGUCUCAGCUGCAGCAGAAAGGACUGAGAGGCAGAGAGAGCUGGAGCUGAGUCGACAACAAAUCCAGCAGAGAAUCCAGGACAGAGAGAAAGAUGUGGAGCUGCUUCAACAGCAGCUGGAGGCUAUCAAUGGCUCUGCUGAUAAAGCAGUGGAGGACAGUGAGAAGAUCUUCACUCAGCUGAUCCGUCUCAUGGAGGAAAGAAGGUCUGAUGUGAAGCAGCAGAUCAGAUCCCAGCAGGAAAGUGAAGUGAGUGGAGUCAAAGAGCUUCAGGAGAAGCUGGAGCAGGAGAUCACUGAGCUGAAGAGGAAAGAUGCUGAGCUGAAUAAGCUCUCACACACACAGGAUCACACCCACUUUCUACACAACUACCCCUCACUGUCACCACUCAGUCAAUCUACACACUCAUCCAGCAUCAAUAUCCGUCCUCUCAGGUACUUUGAGGAUGUGACAGCAGCUGUGUCAGAGCUCAGAGAUAAACUACAGGACAUUCUGACAGAGGACUGGACAAACAUCUCACUGACAGUGACUGAGCCCAAGACCAGAGCUGGAUUCUUAAAAUAUUCACAGGAAAUCACACUGGAUCCAAACACAGCAAACACAUGGCUGUUAUUAUCUGAGGAAAACAGAAAAGUAACAGUAAUGAAUCAACAACAGUCUUAUUCUCGUCACCCAGACAGAUUCAGUUCAUUGUGGCAGGUCCUGAGCAGAGAGAGUCUGACUGGACGUUGUUACUGGGAGGUGGAGUGGAGAGGAGGAGGAGGAGUUUAUGUAGCAGUCGCAUACAAGAAUAUCAGCAGAGCAGAAAACUCAGAUGAAUCUGCUUUUGGACGUAAUGACAAAUCUUGGGCAUUAAAUUGUUUCCAAAACAGUUUUUCUUUUUGUUACAACAACAUCCAAACUCCAGUCUCAGGUCCUCAGUCCUCCACAGUAGGAGUUUUCCUGGAUCACAGUGCAGGUAUUCUGUCCUUCUACAGCGUCUCUGAAACCAUGACUCUCCUCCACAGAGUCCAGACCACAUUCACUCAGCCUCUCUAUGCUGGACUUUGGCUUUAUGGAUGUGAUGGAGUCACAGCUGAGUUGUGUAAAGUGAAAAAGAUAAAAGUUAUUGAAGGUGCAGUUUGUUAAAAUGUGUAUUUUAGUUGUUGAAGUGAUUUUGUCUCCAUGUUUGUUGCUGUUGUGUUUCUGCACUGUCUGAAAACAUGUGAAGACUCAGUCAUUAGAUCAGACCCAGGUCAACAUGUGGAGACAUAAACUGUAGUAAACAGACACUGCUGCUCUCACACUGCCGCUGUUCAUGGAAACAAAGACUAAUGACACCUCCCUCUUCAUCCUGCUAUUUCCUGUUCAGAGAAAAUUAAACUAUGUGACAGAGACUCUCAGGACUCUCAUGUUUCUGUAUUAAAAACCACUUGGAUGGAAAGAUGGUGGAAAACACUGUUACAAGUUUCAGUGUUUUAGCUCUCACUGAAAUUCUAUCUUAUGGUCUUCAUGACUUGCUUUUAUUUGACAAACACACGUGUGAUGUGCUGUUGUGUGUAUUUUUCAUUGCUUGUCUUGUGUGUUCAUUUUAGUAUUAUUUUGUAUCUGACCUUCUGAGGGACUACAGAUGGAAAUUAGCUUGAAGCUAAACUCUGGUAC